Paramecium sonneborni is the source of this 774-nucleotide messenger RNA. The record is from the annotation of a GenBank genome assembly. Lineage: Eukaryota; Ciliophora; Oligohymenophorea; Peniculida; Parameciidae.
AUGAACGUUGCUGAAAUAGGUGAACUAAAAAAGUAAUUUAAUAUAAUAUAUUACUUUAGAUAAUUGACAAAGGCAUUAACAGAAAAUGCUCAUUUGAUGUAGAAAAAUCAAUUGCUAGAAUUAAAAUUAAAAGAAACAGAAGAACGUAAUUGCAAUAUACAAAAAAUGAAUGGAACUAUUAUGCAUGUUCUCAAUGAUUUAAAUGUUUAAAAUAAUAGACCAUCAACUGAAAUUUUAAAAUAGUAAGAUUAAUUCAAUGUGAAAUUAAUGUAAUAUCAAAAGAGAAUUGAAACUUAUGAAUCAUAAAUAAAGAAUUUAUAGACUCAAUUAUAAGAAGCAUUGAUAUCUAAGAAUGAAUAAAAUCAAAGAAUAACACAAUUAUAAGAGCAUGAUUCUUAAUUACUUAAGUAAAUAGGAGCAUUAGAAUCAUCUGUAAAAACACUGACUGGAUAAUUGUAGUUAUAGAGUAAAUAAACUUAAGAAUUCUCCUAAUAAUUGGAAGAUCUUGAAUUUGAGAGUCAGAAAGUUAAAUUUUCAUAGAAUGUUAAGAUUGAAGAAUUAAAUGAGGAGAAUAUGAAAUUAAAAGAAGAAUUGAAAUCUUUGAUGGGAUAAUAUUUAAGAAAGACUUCUUCAUCUAUGUAAACUAGUGUACCAGCUUCACCUUAAAAUGUUAGAUUAUAACCCCAACAACCUCCUUAAACAAGUACAACUCCAAUUAGUAAGAAGCAAACCCCAAAAAAAAGAACAACAACUCUCUCUUAAUGGAGAAAAUGA